AUCUCAUGGAUCAAGAGUCAUAUAUGAGAGAUAACUCUUCUCCUUUAUGUUUGGCCUCUGUACUAAUUAAGGAGACAAAGCUUUCAAAACCUUCUUUAAAAUACACCCUCCCAUCCUCCUCAUUGCUCCCUCACCAAUCGCAACCAAAACCCUAAUUUUCUCUCUCCUCUCCCUCUCUCUCUCUCUACAUACAUAGCAACAGCACACGUACGGACCAGUAUUACUUUACGCAUGGAACCCUGCCAAAAGCCUCCGCCGCCACCGGAACAAUCCGACGCCUCUUGUUUUUUCUCCGCCGUCACCGACAGCACCAACAUGCUCGCCGACUUUGACUGGAUCGGAGGAGAAGAAGGCGACACCAUGUGCCUGCCGCCGGAGAACAACAGCAACAACAAUAAUCAAUCGCCGUCUUCAAGCUCAGCUGAGGAUCCGCCGGAGAGUUCGAUCGCCUCCGACGGGAAACAGCUCGACAAAGAGAAACCACCGAGUAGAAAUAAGAAGAAGCAGAAACGAAUGAAGCAGCCACGGUUUGCUUUUAUGACUAAGAGUGAAACCGAUCAUCUUGAAGAUGGCUACAGAUGGCGAAAGUACGGCCAGAAGGCAGUUAAAAAUAGUCCAUUCCCCAGGAGCUACUAUCGUUGCACAAACAACAACUGCAGUGUGAAGAAAAGGGUGGAACGCUCCUCGGAGGACCCAACUAUUGUGAUAACCACAUAUGAAGGCCAACACUGCCACCACUCCGUAGGGACAUUCCACCACCACCGACAACUAAGUGGCAUGCUUAGUAGUAAUCAAAAAUCCACAUUUGCAACUCAAUUUUCCCUUGGAAAUAUGUCACACUUCUAUUAUCCAAUUGAUCAAUUACCUGAAGAAAACACACUUAUUAGUAGUAGUGUUUCUGAUGAUCCUUAUUGUCACUCACACAAUAAUGAUAAUUACAAUGGAAGAUGCAGCAUUACAUUGGCAGAUUCAUCAACCCCAGAAGAGCUACCCACAGAUGAUGGACUACUUGGAGAUAUUCUUCUGCCUAGGCAAAUGCGUAACGGAUGAGGAGCCUAAUAUAGAAUGGUAUUUAUAUAUUAUAUUAUAUAUACAUUAUUAUAUAUCCUAUAGAGUAUAUAUUUCACAUUAUCUAUAUUUUACAAUUUUUAA
This is a messenger RNA of Arachis duranensis, 1152 nucleotides long. RefSeq names its product probable WRKY transcription factor 57. Bases 232 to 1050 code for a protein of 272 amino acids. Gene Ontology annotation, molecular function: sequence-specific DNA binding; DNA-binding transcription factor activity. The record is from RefSeq and is a predicted model, not a curated record. NCBI's taxonomy places the organism in Eukaryota, Viridiplantae, Streptophyta, Magnoliopsida, Fabales, Fabaceae. Gene Ontology annotation, biological process: regulation of DNA-templated transcription. The transcript is spliced from 3 exons.